Molecule: messenger RNA, 2079 nt
Organism: Acanthosepion pharaonis
Lineage: Eukaryota; Metazoa; Mollusca; Cephalopoda; Sepiida; Sepiidae
Source: the annotation of a GenBank genome assembly
AUGUCCCUAGAGCAGCGUUUCUCUAUUGAAAAGUUCAGGCCAUACCCUGAUGUUACCGCCUUCAUUUUGCAAAACUGUAGCGGCAACAUGAGCUUGCCCCCCAAAACAGGACGUCUGAAGACAGGGUUUCGUCCUGUAGGAACAUCUUCUGGACGUCAACCUGGGACUGCUAGCAGACUUGCAACAGCAAUGAACCCUGGGACUGCUCAUCCUGGUGCUCGAACUGGCACAGUUGGUGCAUUGAAUGCACAAUUGACUGUGGUUGAUCGUCCCACCACUCAGCAAGGACUUGGAACCAUGAAGACUGGAGUUAGAGGUCCACAGAGACAAGUUCAAGAUAAGACAUACUACCUUGGUGUGAUCAGAGCUAAAAACAAUGAAUUGACUGCAGAGAUUGCCAGGCUGAAGAAAGAAGUAGAAUGUGUAAAUGAAGAAAAUUCCCGCUUUCUCUCAUAUGAAAAAAGAGCAGAAGCUUUAGCUGCUGAAAUCAGAGAUUUACAAGGAGAACUUGGAGAUUACAACACUCUAGUCGACAAACUCACAACAGAUGAAGACAUCAGAGAUGUAGAAAAUGACUACAAUGAUCUGAAAGCCCAGAAUGCUAAAGAAAUAAAGAAUCUUGAGAGGUUAUUUGAGAUGAAAAAUGAACGUGAAAGCCAAAUCAAACUUCUUGAACGAGAACUUGAACAAGAGAAAGAAUUGGCUGACAGUUUGAUCAAUGACAUGGAACCAGAAAUGAAAAAAACAUACUUCAAAUUAAAAGAUAAAAAUGAACAUUUCCUUGAUAUAAUGGAGAAAAACCAGCAAGAAAUUGAUGCCAUGAAUAUCAAAAUUCAGAAUCUUGAAGAAGAAUUAAUGAUGUCACCUACAAAACAGAAAGCAGUGCGUCUGUACAAACGUAUGCAUGACUUGGAGGCUCAGAAGAACAGUCUACUCGAAGAGCUGAAUUCAAAAGAGAGUCCCGAGGAAGAAAGGAACCGCCUUCUGCAGCAGCUAAAGUCAGAUAAUCAGGAAAUUGCCAGCAUCGAACGCCAGAUUCAGUCACUGCAAAAUGAAUACCAAAUUUUACAGGAUGAAAUGAGGCAACUAGAAAGUGACAUUCAAGAAAGCCAAAGUGAAGGCUACCAAAAAUAUCAGAAAUUGAAAAAGAAAGAAGCUGCAAUAGACGAGUUCCUAGAGAAUUUCGAUCAGAACCAUGAACAUGAACAGACGGCUAUGAAACAAGCUGAAGUUAACAUUGUCUCCCUUCUUGGAAAGAUCAGUGCGAAUCUUAGCCACUCCACCCAGAUGCCAUCUUCUGAAGAGUUUUUGACCAUGAAGCAAGAUUUGAAUUUCAAGGAAGAUGAAAUGAAGAAAUCUGAAAAUACAGCAUCAACUCUGACUGCAGAAAACAAGAAACUACAAGAAGAUCUUCAGAAAGUGGAACAGUUGGAGAAUAAAGCUCAUCAGGAGAUCAAAUUGCUGGAGACAAAGAUUGAAAAAAUGAAAGAAGAACUGGAGCAGUAUCAAGAUAUUCAGGGACUCAAACAAAGAUCGGAACAAAGAAAAGAGAAAUUACUCUAUGAUAAAGAAAUUCUGCAAACAAGAAAAAAUUAUUUAAAGAAUUUGGUUGAAAGUAUAGCUUCAAAAUAUGAAUCCCUAAAGGCUGAAUUGGCUGAUAAUGAAACAAAUACACAGUUGUCCAACUAUGAGAAGAAAUGGCAGCAACUGGAACAAAACAACCAAACAAUGAAAGAAUAUAUUGGCUCCAAAACUGCCGAGUGUGAUUACAAAUCCAUGCAGAAAGAGGCAUUUGAAUGUGUCGAUGCAUACAACCAGCAACUACAAAUGAGGCUUGAAAUAAAUAACCUACUCUAUUAUUUAAACCUUUCUCUUUCUCUAUUUCUCUCACUCCCACUCUUUAUAUAUAUGUUUGUUCUUAUCUCUCUCUCUUUCUCACUCUCUUCUUCUCUUUAUAUAUCUUUUUGUUCCAAUCUGCCUCUCUAUUCCACUCUUUAUAUAACUGUUCUUAUCUCUCUCCUAAUCUUUAUAUAUUUGUUUGUUCUUAUCUCUCUCUCUCUCUCUCUCUCUCCCCCAUAG